Molecule: messenger RNA, 653 nt
Organism: Paramecium sonneborni
Lineage: Eukaryota; Ciliophora; Oligohymenophorea; Peniculida; Parameciidae
Source: the annotation of a GenBank genome assembly
AUGCCAAUAUUAGUGUACUUUAAAGUCAGAUGUGAGACACAUUCAUAAUAAGAACUUAGAAUUGUAGGAGAUGUACCAGCAUUAGGAAUGUGGAAUCCAUUUAAUAGUUUGAGUUUGCAUACUAAUAAUGAAAUAUACCCUUUUUGGGUAGGAUAAUUUUAUGAAGACUUAGAAUAAAGUAAAAUUGAAUCUAAAUUAUUAGACACUCUAAUACAAUUUAAAGCAGUUAUAAUUGAAUGUGAUGAAAUUGUUUGGGAAUAAAGCGAGAACAGGGCUAUACAAAUUAGAUACUAAUCUUAGAGUGUUCUAUUUACUUAUAGUGGCACAUUUACAUAGAUGGUCAAAAUUUAAUCAUUUUAUGAUUAACCAUCUGAUUCUGAAUCAGAAUCAAUUGAUAUUAGUAUAUUUAUAUAUUAAUAAAUAAUAGAAGGUGCAAGAAAAAUUUAUCUUUAAACAUCUAAACAUCCUUAUGAUUAUGAGUUUGUGAGUUCAGUAAAAAUACUUAUUUUAAUUAGGAAUCUGGACAAGAUUAAAAUGACAAUUUAAGUUUUCAAAAAUCAAGUGUUAAUUCAAAGUCUUCUAGUUUAGAAUAAUUAGAUAAUCAUGAAAGUCCUUAAUAAAAAUUUAUCCACAUUUCUAGUUUUAGAUUCUGA